Geodia barretti is the source of this 1397-nucleotide messenger RNA. The record is from the annotation of a GenBank genome assembly. NCBI's taxonomy places the organism in Eukaryota, Metazoa, Porifera, Demospongiae, Tetractinellida, Geodiidae.
AUGAGGAAGAAGUGGUACGGAUGUGGACUAAUUGCUUUUGCAACUCUCUCUAUCACUUUGCUGGUAGGACCUCAUCUGCGCAGUUUACCUUUUGAGACUGAAGAUUCGGCAUCAAAUGAGCCCCAAAGCGAAGUUUUCUUUUCUGCAGCAAAGGUAACAUACUCAUCGGCAAGUGUCCGCUGUCCGCAAAGUGCACCGAACUUCAGCGCCGAACAGGAAGGCAGAAUUCUUGAGGAAACAAGUCCCCUGACAAAGCCCGACGAAAGCAAGACGACAAAUUUAGCAAAAAGUCGCCCAAAUCUGACCAAGGACGAAAGCAAGGCAACAAAUUCUGCAACAAGUUUUCUCCCAAGAAGUACCACCACCACCAGUACUACAAUUCCGGCUAGAAUGAAUACCAGUCUCCAACAUAGUGUUACCAAACAUUCAGGACGAAUAAAGGCUCCUCAGAAUUGUAAGCAGAAGAACUGUCAGGAAAAUUUGUCUAAGGGUGAUGAACAUGCACUGAAAUCAUGUGAAAACCAAAUGAGGAAGGGUUACAAGGGGUCGAUCAGCGAGAGUGACUGCAAGUUCCUGUCCAACAAUAGCCGUCGUGCUGUUGCAUUGGCCAGUGCACCUGGCGCUGGAAAUACGUGGACCAGAGGUCUACUUGAGAAGGCCUCAGGCAUUUGCACGGGAUACCUAUUCUGUGACACAGCCAUGAGAGCUCAUGGGUACGUUGGAGAGAACGUCAAGACCGGGAGAGUGCUGGUGGUUAAGACACACUCAAUUGUACCUCGCUGGGAAAGGGAGAAAAAUUUCUACUACCUAUCAUCAGAAGCCACCUAUGAAGCGGCUGUGUUUAUUCUUCGCAACCCUGUCGAAUCUGCAGUAGCAGAGUGGAACAGGUACUCAUCAAUGAUUGUUGGACAAAAGGAUUCAUCAAUAGCCAAACAUGUGCACACGUCCACUCUUCCUAAAGAGUCCUUUGAUGAAAAUAAAUGGGAUAUGUUCCUACGCCAGUACAUGAGGCACUGGAGCAGUCGCCUGCUACAGUGGAUAAUCUACCAGGACAAACACCCGAUUCACAUCUUGCGAUAUGAAGAUCUCAAGCAGGACACUGUAGGGGAAAUUGAAAAGACCCUUGAUUUUCUGGACGUUUCGUAUGAUCCAGAGACAGUGAGAAAGAAACUAAAUUUGGACUACGCUGACUUCAAGCGACCGCAUGAUAGAAAUGAUUAUGAACAUUAUUCUGUGGAGCAGAAAGAGUUUGUUAAGUCAGUGCUUCUGGACGUAAAUGAUUCUGCAAAGAGAGCAAAAAAGGCACAUCUUCUCCGACUUGAUGAAUAUAUGGCUGCAUUAUAGUUCUGCCAAUCUCAAGCAAGCAUUUUCAUUAUGGUGUAAUCUGGCUUACUAUG